Messenger RNA from Exserohilum turcica Et28A, 2358 nucleotides. RefSeq lists its product as uncharacterized. Gene Ontology annotation, cellular component: membrane. The transcript has 2 exons. NCBI's taxonomy places the organism in Eukaryota, Fungi, Ascomycota, Dothideomycetes, Pleosporales, Pleosporaceae. Gene Ontology annotation, biological process: transmembrane transport. Bases 1 to 2358 code for a protein of 785 amino acids. The record is from RefSeq and is a predicted model, not a curated record. Gene Ontology annotation, molecular function: ABC-type oligopeptide transporter activity; ATP hydrolysis activity; ATP binding.
AUGCGCGGCCCGCUGGCUUUCUCCGCAAAGGCCUGGCACGGCCCAGGCAACGGCGCCCUCUUUUCACAAAUACAGUCGCGCAUCUCGGCGACAAAGCCGGCACUCUCGAGAUCAAUCGCUACCAAGACGAUACCAACCUCCUCAAUUGCCAAAAGACUACCGAAUCCGAACUGCCUCUUCGCCCCCUCCAUACUCCGAUUUGCAACCGCGGGCACCACACGCCACAAUGGCCUCCGACAACCAAUGCGAACGUUCAAUGCGUCGCGACAUUUAUCCGAAGCAUCGACCGGCGAGAAACCCACCAAGCAGCGCAAGUCUUACAAGGACGAAAUCAAAGAAAAAGGCAUUGUGGACCUCGAAGAGCAUGAUGGUGAAGCAGAGGUUGAGCGGGGCUUUGUACAGUCGGAAAAGGCAGCCCAAGCCAAACACGUCAAUCUGAGCGCAAAGCUGAGUAAGGAUGGCUCUGGCUCUGGAGGCACACCGGGCGGCAUGAAGGAAAUCUGGAGACUCAUCAGCAUUGCACGGCCUGAACUAGGUACCCUCUCCUGGGCAUUCGUAUUCUUACUCGUUGGUUCCGGCAUCUCGCUAUCUGUACCCUUUUCUAUUGGUAAAAUCCUGGACGCUGCCACUUCGACAGAGAAUACGGAUGGCUUGCUCUUUGGCAUGACUCCCUCGAUAUUCUACUUUGCUCUCGCAGGGGUAUUGACUACCGGCGCUGCAUUCAACUUUGGUCGUAUCAUCAUCCUGCGAAUUGUCGGAGAGCGCAUCGUGGCCCGCCUGCGAUCGCAGCUCUACCGCAAGACGUUUAUCCAGAAUGCCGAGUUCUUCGACGCCAACAGGGUUGGAGAUCUCAUCUCCCGCCUGGCCUCAGACACCAUCAUCGUUGGAAAGAGCAUUACACAGAACUUAUCCGAUGGUCUGCGUGCACUCGUCAGCGGCGCAGCUGGUUUUGCAAUGAUGGGUUUUGUCAGCCUGAAACUCACCGGCAUUCUUGCUCUGAUUGCCCCGCCAGUCGCGGUUGUUGCAUUCUUCUCUGGUAGAUCUCUACGGAACCUCAGUCGGAAAAUUCAAAAGAACCUGGGUACGCUAACAAAGAUUGCCGAGGAGAGACUGGGCAACGUGAGAACUAGCCAGGCAUUUGCUGGUGAGGUCCAGGAAGCAUCCCGCUACAACCGUCAGAUCAAGAGGAUAUUCGCUCUGGGAAAGAAGGAGGCUGUGGUUGCCGCAACCUUUUACGGAAGUACGGGCCUUAUGGGCAACCUGACCAUCAUCUCUAUCCUCUAUGUCGGCAGUAAUAUGGUCAAGAAUGGUGUCAUUUCGAUUGGUGAGCUCUCGUCUUUCUUGAUGUACACAGUGUACGCCGGUUCAAGUAUGGUUGGCCUGUCUGGAUUUUACGGCGAAAUGAUGAAGGGCGUCGGUGCCGCUAGCCGUCUGUUCGAGCUUCAGGAUCGCAACCCAACAAUCUCGCCAACAAAGGGUCUGCCUGUCAAGUCGGCACGUGGUCCGAUUGAAUUCAAGAACGUAUCGUUUAGCUACCCCACCCGGCCAGCAGUCUCCAUCUUCAGCGACCUGAGCUUCAAGAUUGAACAAGGCACCAAUGUGGCUAUUGUUGCGCCUAGCGGAGCUGGAAAGUCUACAGUCGCCAGCCUGCUUUUGCGCUUCUACGUCCCCACAUCGGGUACCAUUACCAUUGAUGGAAGGGAUAUCACUACUUUGAAUGCGAAGCAAUUGAGGAGAAAGAUUGGCUAUGUCGGGCAGGAGCCUGUUCUUUUCUCUGGAACCAUUGCUGAGAACAUCGCCUAUGGUGUCCCGCAUGCCACUCGCGCUGAGAUUGUUGCUGCUGCUCGAAAGGCCAACUGCCAGUUUAUCAGUGAUUUCCCCGAUGGACUGGAGACACAUGUCGGUGCACGCGGUACACAACUGUCUGGAGGCCAGAAACAGCGCAUAGCCAUUGCACGGGCUUUGAUCAAGCAGCCCGACAUCUUGAUCCUUGACGAAGCCACAAGUGCGCUGGAUGCCGAGUCCGAGACGCUGGUCAACCAAGCGCUCAACAAGCUUCUCCGAGAAAACAACACAACCAUUAGCAUUGCCCACCGACUAUCUACCAUCAAGCGGUCCGAUCGCAUCAUCUGCAUUGAUUCCGAUGGCAAGGUGGCCGAAGAGGGAACGUACGAGCAGCUUAGCUCAAACCCGAAUGGAGCUUUCAACAAGCUAAUGGAAUGGCAAAUGAGCGGUGGUGAUGUGCCCGCACGGGAACCCGAGAACCCAAAGCCGUCUGAAGAAGAGGAGAUUGAGGAGGACCUUGAGUCGGACAAGGACGAGGAUAAGGACGAGGAAACAGCUCGUAGCCGUUUGUAG